CUAUCUCAGAUAGUCUUAUUAACCCCACAGCCACCUAGAAGUCAGAGUCCCUGGUUUGGCAGCUAAGAUGUGCAUUACACAUGAUGUCACGGAGCUGAGUGACAUCACCGAGGACAUUGUCCAGUCAUGCGACCAUCUCCCUCACAGAGAACCAGCACUGACCAAAACUGCUGAUUUUCAGCUGCCUAAGCUGCUGAUCCACAGAACAUUCGCUUCCAGUCUAGAGAGCAAGUAGAAAGAGGAACCAGGAGAGGGGAGCAUCUAUAUUGCACCAGGAUAAAAGGCAGUACUCUGCACCAGGGACCAGGAGCAGGUACAGUGUGCCAGGAGACGUGGGAAGAUACUGUGUGCCAGGAGAGGAGCAAGUACUGUGUGCCAGGAGACGUGGGAAGAUACCGUGUGCCAGGAGUGGAGCAAGUACUGUGUGCCAGGAGAUGGUGGAACAUACGGAGUGCCAGUAGAGGAUCAAGUAUUGUGUGCAAAGAGAAAGGGGAUCAUAUACUGUGCCAGUAGGAAAGAAGAUCCCGGUCUCAUCUACCCUUCCGUCAUGCUGCCCUCCCUGUAUUACCUGGUGCCUGUGCUGGGGGGCUACGCUGCCACCUCCUAUUACCUGCUGAGGCAUCCACACAUCCUGCACAAGCGCAAGAGGCUCCCCUUCCACUGCCGACACAUCUCCCACCGAGGGGGAGCGGGUGAGAGAAUCGAGAAUACUAUAGGAGCCUUCGACAAUGCCAUGGCCAACCACACAGACCUCCUGGAGCUGGACUGUCACAUCACCAAGGACGGCCAGGUUGUGGUGUCCCAUGACGGCAACUUGCUGCGGCAGACGGGGCAUAAUGUCAACAUAUGUGACCUCCGGUAUGAGGAACUUCCCCGAUACAAGGAAAGCCUGGAGGUCACCUUCUUCCCAGGCCACAAGUCGUCAGGCAGUGACCGCCGAAUGCCGCUGCUGGAGGAGGUGUUCCAGAGGUACCCACAGAAGCCUAUCAAUGUAGAAGUUAAGGCCGACGAUGACAAGUUAAUUAAAAGGAUAUCGGAGCUUGUGAAGAAAUAUCACCGCACGGACAGGACCAUCUGGGCCUGCACGACCGACAGCGUCAUGAAGAAAUGUCGGAAGGAGAACCCAGACAUGCCAGUGAUGUUCACACCCCGCCGGGGAAUCCUCCUUCUCCUCCUCUACUACUCUGGGUUACUUCCCUUCGUCCCUCUGAGCGAGUCUGUGGUUGAAACUUACAUGCCAUCUAUUAUAAACAGGACAUAUUUCCCACACAACUCACUGAUGAGGAACCGCUUCCUGGUCUACCUGCAGGACAAGCUAAUGAUGAGGAAGAGUCUGUUUGAGCAUCUUGAAGCCAGAGGGAUCCAGGUGUACCUCUGGGUACUGAACCAGGACUCGGACUACCAGAGGGCCUACGACUGUGGAGCCACAGGCAUUAUGACAGAUUACCCCUCAAAGCUACACGCCUUCCUGCGGCGACAUGAUGGGGUGCAGAGAGCUCGGGGCGCAGAGCCACAGGAAGCUGCGGCUGAAGAAGAGCAGCAAAGGUGUCAAUACUGAAUAUGAAGACCUCAAAUGAUGGCGCCGCCCGUGUUAUGUACAUAAGAAUACUGUGAAUUACAAAAAAUUUAAAUAAAUUGCAUAUAAUUUUA
This is a messenger RNA of Pseudophryne corroboree (corroboree frog), 1650 nucleotides long. It is a transcript of the gene GDPD3, whose product is annotated as glycerophosphodiester phosphodiesterase domain containing 3. Gene Ontology annotation, biological process: glycerophospholipid catabolic process. Gene Ontology annotation, cellular component: endoplasmic reticulum membrane. Bases 548 to 1558 code for a protein of 336 amino acids. NCBI's taxonomy places the organism in Eukaryota, Metazoa, Chordata, Amphibia, Anura, Myobatrachidae. Gene Ontology annotation, molecular function: phosphoric diester hydrolase activity; phosphatidylcholine lysophospholipase A1 activity. The record is from RefSeq and is a predicted model, not a curated record. The transcript is spliced from 11 exons.